UAUGGCACGAGCUGAACAGGUAUAAAACCAGGAGUCUCACGACUCAGAAUGCAGAAAAUCGGAGGAGUUGACACCCACCGAGCAAGAAGUUCAAUCAAGACCUCAUUCAAGGGAGUAUGCAUUCAAAUAUGAAAAUGUGGACCGGCUGGGCAGCAUGCGCCUUCCUCUUGUUCGUCUGCUUGGGAACUCUAACGGAAGGGUAUCCGACAAAACCCGACAACCCUGGGGAGGGCGCACCUGCGGAGGAGCUCGCCAAGUAUUAUUCUGCACUGAGACACUACAUCAACCUCAUAACAAGGCAGAGGUAUGGCAAAAGGUCCAGCGCUGACACCUUAAUUUCAGACCUUCUGAUUGGUGAAACAGAGUCCCAUCCCCAGACAAGAUAUGAGGACCAGUUGGUGUGGUGAUCCCAGCAACUGUGUUAAUCCAGUUAUGUCCAUGUGUCAUCCUGUUAACUAUUACGGCAACCGUAUCUCAUAAAUUUGAAAUCUUCUGCAUCAUCAAUAUCAGCAGCUUGCUGCAAAGUACCACAGCCAUCUUCAGGAUAGUGAAAAUACUGCAGAACAUUCAAAUAACACAUCAAAUCAUUAUAUCUGACAAGUACACGUCUAUGUGAAAUGCUUUAACAUGGUGUUGUUGACUGUGCUCUCUCUAGACUCAUCUAAGUUCAGUCAGCUGUUCAAUAAGACAAUUGUCCAGAGACUUCAUGUCCAUUAUAAUCCUAAAUAUCAAAGGAAAACAUUACUGACUGUACAGUAUAACCAUGCUAAUAAAGUCCACUAUAUUUG
Messenger RNA from Carassius auratus (goldfish), 788 nucleotides. RefSeq names its product pro-neuropeptide Y-like. Gene Ontology annotation, cellular component: extracellular region. The transcript is spliced from 4 exons. Gene Ontology annotation, biological process: feeding behavior; neuropeptide signaling pathway. Gene Ontology annotation, molecular function: neuropeptide hormone activity; neuropeptide Y receptor binding. The record is from RefSeq and is a predicted model, not a curated record. NCBI's taxonomy places the organism in Eukaryota, Metazoa, Chordata, Actinopteri, Cypriniformes, Cyprinidae. Bases 117 to 407 code for a protein of 96 amino acids.